Melanotaenia boesemani (Boeseman's rainbowfish) is the source of this 1466-nucleotide messenger RNA. It is a transcript of the gene rnf181, whose product is annotated as ring finger protein 181. Gene Ontology annotation, biological process: protein ubiquitination. The record is from RefSeq and is a predicted model, not a curated record. NCBI's taxonomy places the organism in Eukaryota, Metazoa, Chordata, Actinopteri, Atheriniformes, Melanotaeniidae. Gene Ontology annotation, cellular component: cytoplasm. Gene Ontology annotation, molecular function: ubiquitin protein ligase activity. Bases 245 to 718 code for a protein of 157 amino acids. The transcript has 6 exons.
UACCCGGAAGAAUGACAAAUGUUGAUUACUAGCGGUGUGGGUUAGUCGAAAUAUUUUCGUUUAAUAUGGUCAACAAUUCAUGACAAUUAUUUUUUAAAAUCGUAGUUUGUGUAUUUGAACAAGCUAACAACGCCAAAACAAACAAACAAACAAAAAAAACAAGUGUUCAUAGGCGAACUUCUGUUGUUGAGGACCAAACUAAGUUCCUUGAUGCAAAAAGGACAAAAUCACUGGCUGGACCCAAAUGGCAUCCUACUUCGAUGAACACGACUGUGAACCCACUAAUCCUGAGGAACAGUACCGCCAGAAUGCACUUCUUGAAUUGGCAAGGUCUUUAAUGCAGGGCUUGGAUUUGAUGGACUCCGGGGCUUUCGACUUGUCAGACUGGGACCAGCGGCUUCCUCCUCCAGCUGCCAAAACUGCCGUUCAGACCCUCACUGUGGUCAUCAUUUCCCCAGAACAAGCAGACAAGGGUCUGAAAUGUCCCGUGUGCUUGCUGGAGUUCGAGGAACAAGAGACGGUUCGAGAAAUGCCUUGCAAACACCUUUUUCACUCAGGAUGUAUACUACCAUGGUUGGGCAAGACUAACUCCUGUCCACUCUGCCGACUUGAACUCCCAACUGAUAAUCCAGAGUAUGAAGAGUUUAAAAAGGACAAGGAAAAAAGAAAACAGAGGGAACACAGAUUGGAGGACCUACAUGGAGCCAUGUACACAUGAUGCAACAGCACUCAAGUAAUUUUGCUCACUGGAAUCUUCUAAAAAUAACAAACUGCAUUCACACUAUUUUGUACAAAUCAUUAUUUCAAGUUUGAGAAUGGGAACAUGUAAGAAGUCUUGAGAAUGUCUGACAUUGACUAUAUAUACUCUUAGUUGACUAAAAUGUCUGGAUUUUUUGGCAAAAUAGUCCCAACUGAUGCCAGCACCACUGGCAGCUCCAUUCAGGUAAAUUGUAAACUUAUAAAAUAUCACAGAGUGAUAAUAUCUCAUUUAAGUUUAAUUUGGUAAUGUUUGGUAUGAUAGAACGACAGUCUGGGAAUGACAUUUGACUUCCCCAUCAACAGGGCUUCUUUGUUUUCACCCUCUGUAUAAUCAUGUGUGAGUGCAGCAGUCCCACUGGAUUCUUUAUUAUUCUUUUCAGCCUAUUUGUAUUGAUGUGUUUAGCCAAAAAAAAGUAAAUGACAUUGGCAACAUUGCAAAAACGGAGUAUGUGAUGUGUGUCAAAUUAAAAGGCCUGAAGUUUUUCCUUCCUGAUAAAAUUGAGUUCUUUCCACCGUCGCCCGCCGCCCCGUACAUGCUCAGGGUGGGGGAUUGAAUUGAAGUAAAGAGUCAAUGCAAUCUGCUAGUUUUCCUUAGCUAGGCUAUUAUUUAUGAAUACUGAUUGGAUGACAAUGAAUUGGCUCAAAUUGUCUGUAAAGUGCCCUGAUGUGACAUUGUUGUGAAUUGGUGCUAUACAAAUAAAGCUGAA